AUGGUGUCCUGUCUCGACCGGAUCCUUGAGGGUCCGCCCUGUGCCGACGCCGAUGCCCCGUGGACGGGAGCACCAAAAGAGGGACCAGGCGGGUCUCUUGAGAGGCAGCAGAGGGAGUCGUCCCCUCGCCACUCCCGUACCGAUAUCCCUCCCGCGCCGGCUCAAAGUCGGUCCGUCCCGCGCCCCCAACCUCCCCCUGCACCAAAGGUGGGCGACCGGGCCAAGCCCCAGGCAACGGGGCCGUUGACCCAUGGCCGUGCCGUGGCCUCCGGCAAAGGGGAAACAAGACGCAGGAGCUCCAGCCCUGGCGCUCGUCAGGCGGGAGACGCCGAGCUGAGACCUGUGCCCGCUCGUGAGGGGCCUGGAGCCUCAACGCGAGGCGAUUCGAGGCCCGCCAGUCGAGGUACCGACAGGCGGGCCGUCCUCCCUAUGGGGUUGAAGCGGACGCUCAAGCAGGCCCAGCCCUCGUUGGCCAAAAGGCUUAAAGUAGGAGCGGCCUCCAAAGGUUCAGGCUCCUCCGACCCUCGACCGCCGACCGGUGCCGAGAGCGCCCCGCCCCGUCCCUUUGUGGGUGAAUCUGCCCCAUCAUCGCCAAAGCGGGUCGAGGCACCUCCCCCCCAAGGGCAGGAGGGAGCCGCCGAGCCUUCCCGAUCUGGGGUCAAGGGGGAUCCUAUCACUAUAAGUGAUGGGUCUGGUGGCGACGGGUCCUCAAAGGACGCUCGUCCUAUGGACGAGGAGGCCCAGACCUCUCUUGCCGCGAAGCGGACGCCCUGGUACGACACCAUGGAAGCCUCCGGCGCUUGGUUGGAGCUGUGCCCUGUUGAUGCUGAGGAGGUCGAGGUUCUCGAGAUGGCCCGUACCAAGUGGACAGCUCGCAAACGUGUCAUCAUGCCCAACAAGAGGACAAGGUUCACUCUAGGCAAGCGUGUUCCCCCGCAUCUGGUUGAAGCACUGAGGGACAUGGAGGAGGAUCCACAAGAGGAACAAACCAUGGAUGUACCCAUGGAUGAGGAUGCUGAGGAGGAAGUCAUGAUAGAGGAACCAGUUGAGGAUGACGAAACCGAAGAGGAGCCCAUGGAUGGUGGUGAUGAUGGGGAUGGUGAUGGAGAUAGCCAAGAUCACCAUGCUGCGCUUCUGGCAAAGGGAUGGACAGUGGUGAUCCAUUUCGACUUGCAUGGUGACGCCUACUACCAUCCGAAGCUUCUUACUCUCGCACGUCGUUUCCAUGCCCGGUGUACUGUACAGUACCGCACCGAGCAUUGGACUCACCCCGACUACAUCGGCUUCUGGGAGACUGAAGCUUACAUCCGAGAAGGAAGUCGGGUGUGCCACAUCCACCGUGCGAUCACCGCCAGGACUACCCGCGCAGCAGCUAUCCGGGACGCUGCCCGGCAGGCCUUGGUGGUGAACCGCGACCGCCACUUUGCUGACAUUGCAUGGGAAGAAGAUCGCUAUCUACCCCGCCGGCGGAGUGGUCAGACAAUCUGCAACAUCGCUGCACCACUUGUAGCAGGGAAUCCCAGAAUCCGACCCACCCUGGCAUGCUUGGCUCAAACCAACACAGACUUGGAUCGAGUCUCAGAUGAGCUAGAUGCCCUGAGGAAGGCCUACCUUGAGUUGGCUGUCGAGAACUCCAUGUUAAAGCAACAGCAGGGGAAUCAUGUUGAAGAAGUACCACUCAUCCUCGCGGAGUCACCCCUAAGGAACCACGAGGACCCCAACACCGGCACCAACCUUGACCCAUAG
This is a messenger RNA of Sorghum bicolor (sorghum), 1746 nucleotides long. RefSeq names its product translation initiation factor IF-2. The transcript has 6 exons. The coding region runs from base 1 to 1746 and encodes 581 amino acids. Lineage: Eukaryota; Viridiplantae; Streptophyta; Magnoliopsida; Poales; Poaceae. The record is from RefSeq and is a predicted model, not a curated record.